This is a messenger RNA of Styela clava, 488 nucleotides long. NCBI's taxonomy places the organism in Eukaryota, Metazoa, Chordata, Ascidiacea, Stolidobranchia, Styelidae. The record is from RefSeq and is a predicted model, not a curated record.
GCUAGACUAAACAUGGUCAAACGGUGUGCAUACAGUAUUUGUGGGUCUGACAACCGGUACUCCCGCCGGACGAAUGGAAUAAGUUUUGUGCCAUUCCCAAAGCCACAUAUCGACAGAGAAAAGGCAAUGAGGUGGAUAAAAGCAUGCAACAGGCCUCACAGUCAAUUUAAUCUUGGGAAAAUCACCAGGAAUACUUACCACUUUCAUGGAGGCGAUGGGCCGACCGAUGAAUACCCUGACCCUAUAUCAGAUCUUUGUCGCCCAACAAGAAAGCACCGUCAAACUGUGAGGCAUUUGCAUGAGGACAUCCAGCCAGCUCCCUCCAUAGUGACGAAAGUGAGGAAUGAGUAUCAGGGAUCCAACCAGAUAUGCCCUCAGACUCUUUAGUUGAAACUACGUCAAGUGCCGCUCAUGAUAAUAUUGCUUUGUCAAAAGCAAGUCAGACUGCAGAAAAAUGUAAGCAAGUAUCAUGAUUAUUUUAUUUUGGU